CAAACAGAUAGGCAAAGAACUCCCAGAUCAGCUCUGCACAGAUAAGUUUGAAGCGGCAUCCUGCAUCCAUCGAUAGAUAUCGACAUGGCGCCGGCUCCCGCUCGAGCUAUUGCAGUGGUGCUGCUCACGUUCGUCUGCUGUGGGUGCGCCAUGGCCGCGGACCAAGCACCGGUCAAAUGGCUGAGGGCGCACGCGACCUUCUACGGCGGCGCCGAUGCCUCUGACGCUAUGGGUGGAGCAUGCGGGUACGGUAAUCUGUACUCGGCGGGGUACGGUACGCGGACGGCGGCGCUGAGCACGGUGCUGUUCAACGACGGUGCGGCAUGUGAACAGUGCUACAAGAUCACAUGCGACCGCAAGCUGGCAGAUCCGAUGUGGUGCAGACCAGGCGUCUCGGUGACGGUGACCGUCACGAACUUCUGCCCGCCUAACAACGCGCUUCCGAGCGACAACGGCGGCUGGUGCAACCCGCCGAGGCCACACUUUGACAUGGCGCAACCGGCCUGGGAGAAGAUCGGCGUUUACAAGGGCGGCAUCAUCCCCGUCAUGUACCAGAGGGUCCCAUGCGUGAAGAAGGGUGGGGUGCGGCUGAAAAUCGAUGGUCAUGAUUACUUCAAUCUAGUUACUGUGAUGAACGUCGCAGCUGCCGGCUCAAUUAAAUCGAUGGAUGUCAAGAGCUCUGAUUCAAAUGAUUGGAUGCCAAUGUCCCGUAACUGGGGUGCCAACUGACACUCUCUAGCAAAUCUUACUGGUAAAAUGCUCUCAUUCAGGCUGAUUGACACAGAUGGACAGACAAUCGAGUUAAAGAAUAUUGUGCCCGGUGGAUGGAAGUUCGGACAAACAUAUGCAAGCAAACAACAGUUCAAGUGAUCAUUUCUCCGGUGAUCACUUUAGAAUAUGAUUGGUUAAUGAACGUACCAUCAUACGUAUAUUGUAGCAAUAUUGUUCAAUUUAAUUUAUUUGUGUGGUGGUGCUCAAUUACAUUAAUUGAUCCACUACUUUGUAUAUAAAUUACAUCGAUUCAUUUGAUAAACACAUGUAACAUCCUUGUAUGUGCUUAAGUUGUUCUAAUUUUAUAUAAAUUUAGAUGGUGUCCACAAA
Molecule: messenger RNA, 1101 nt
Organism: Triticum aestivum (bread wheat)
Lineage: Eukaryota; Viridiplantae; Streptophyta; Magnoliopsida; Poales; Poaceae
Product: expansin-A24
Exons: 2
Coding region: 85-729 (214 amino acids)
Biological process (GO): plant-type cell wall organization
Cellular component (GO): extracellular region
Source: RefSeq, a predicted model, not a curated record